AUGUUUACCAGAGGAGCAGAGAGGAGCAGAGAGGAGCAGAGAGGAGCAGAGAGGAGCAGAGAGGAGCAGAGAGAGGAGCAGAGAGAAGCAGAGCAGAGAAGAGCAGAGAAGAGCAGAGAAGUGCAGAGAGGAGCGGAGAGAGGAGCAGAGAGAGGAGCAGAGAGGAGCAGAGCAGAGCAGAGAGAGGAGCAGAGAGGAGCAGAGAGGACCAGAGAGGAGCAGCGAGGAGCAGAGAGAGGCAGAGAGAGGAGCAGAGAGAGGCAGAGAAGAGCAGAGAGGAGCAGAGAGAGGCAGAGAGAGGAGCAGAGAGGAGCAGAGAGGAGCAGAGAGGAGCAGAGAGGAGCAGAGAGGAGCAGAGAGAGGCAGAGAGAGGCAGAGAGAGGAGCAGAGAGGAGCAGAGAGGAGCAGAGAGAGGCAGAGAGAGGAGCAGAGAGGAGCAGAGAGGAGCAGAGAGGAGCAGAGAAGAGCAGAGAGGAGCAGAGAGGAGCAGAGAGGAGCAGAGAGAGAGAGAGAGGAGCAGAGAAGAGCAGAGAGGAGCAGAGAGGAGCAGAGAGAGGAGCAGAGAAGAGAAGAGAGGAUCAGAAAGAGGAGCACAGAGGAGCAGAGAAGUCCAAGGAAGAGCAGACUGAGGAGCAGAGAAGACAUUUUCUCGUACACAAUGUCUCCUGCCUGCAGGUGGAGUAUCGCUUUGGCACAGAUCUGUGUCCUGGCAGAACUGCUUUUCCAUACGACCAUUAA
Messenger RNA from Knipowitschia caucasica, 738 nucleotides. Lineage: Eukaryota; Metazoa; Chordata; Actinopteri; Gobiiformes; Gobiidae. The record is from the annotation of a GenBank genome assembly.